AUUGGUAUAUUAAAAAAUUAUAGAAAUUAUAUAUUAAUAAUCUAUAUGUUAAGACAAAUCAAACAAGAUCACACAUGACUAUAUUUAGGCUUACACAUUGAGAGAAUUUGAUUAGUCAAAGUGCUUAGAUGAACAGUUUCAAAAGUCAAAAGUGGACGAAUAUAGCCGGAAGGAGGCCGCCCAAGGAGUGUUCGAGCUCGCCCGCCGAAUGAAUGUUCACCAGUCCGCUUUGGACGAGGUGAAGGAAGCGGCUGAGGCCGAGAAGAAAGAGAUGCGGGACGAGGUCGACCGCCUCGCGAAGGAGCUGCUGGAUAAAAGGAACCGCAGCUCCAACCUCGAGAGGGAGAAUCCCGACCUGCAGGGACGCACCAUUCGGCUGGAGGAGGAGAAGACUUCACUAUCUUUCGAAGUGGAGUCAACCUCUGACCUGGUGGCCAAGCUAGAGGCCGAGAAGGGUGACCUGGUCUGUCGCCUCGAGGAGGCAGUUGAGACCUUCAAGGCUUCUCCAGAGUUCGGUGCGACUGCUAUGGAGCAGAUGGACAAGCUAGUCCCCAAGUGGGUGGCGACCCGUCUUGGGGAAGACUGGAUGGUCGAACAGUCGAAGGUUUCCUAUCGGCGGGGACUCUUCAAGACCCAACAGGUGUUUCGUCGCAAGCUGGCCCUGCUUCCCAAAGGGACUUCCCUCCCCGACUUCAGCCUUCCCCCUCCUUGUGAUGACAUUGAGGAGUUUGAUCCCACUCCCUACAUUGAGGAGGAAGAUUUUGGCGAAGAGGAAAACGAAGAGAUUGGACUGGGCGACCAAGGCAACUAGGGCGAUCAAGGAGGGGAAGCUACUCAAGCGGCGACCAAGGCAUUCUGAGGCCCAAGCACUGGCCCCUUUCAAUUUGUUACUUGUAUUUUCUUUUGAAUUUUUGUAAAACUUUCAAGUAUUCAGGGCUUUGCCAUGAUGUCAGCUUUGACUUGUUCCC
Cuscuta campestris is the source of this 968-nucleotide messenger RNA. NCBI's taxonomy places the organism in Eukaryota, Viridiplantae, Streptophyta, Magnoliopsida, Solanales, Convolvulaceae. The record is from the annotation of a GenBank genome assembly.